Prunus avium (sweet cherry) is the source of this 1212-nucleotide messenger RNA. The record is from RefSeq and is a predicted model, not a curated record. NCBI's taxonomy places the organism in Eukaryota, Viridiplantae, Streptophyta, Magnoliopsida, Rosales, Rosaceae.
AUGGGUCCUUGUAAUCGACGUUUUCUUGUGAAUUGGUUUGAUUCAUUUGUUUGGUUGGAGUAUAGUAAAGAGAAAGAUGCUGCAUUUUGUCUUCAUUGUUAUCUUUUUAAAUGCGUCUUUGAUAAACAAGGAAAGGCUGGAAGUGAUGUCUUCACUGAGAAAGGGUUUAAAAAUUGGAGGAAGGGACCCGAGAAUUUUAGGGACCAUGUCGGACAAGUUGGAAGUCUUCACAAUAAAGCUACACAACAUUGUACAGAUUUAAUGAAUCAGAAGCAACACGUUGAAACCAUUGUGAUCAAGCAGACAGACCAAGCUCAUAUUAAUUAUCGCAUUCUAUUAACUGCCGCACUUGAUUGCACUAGAUAUUUAUUGCGACAAGGUCUCCCUUUUCGUGGCCAUGAUGAAAGCGAAACAUCUAGCAAUAAGGGUAAUUAUGUUGAGCUUUUGCAAUUUCUUGCCGAUCAUGAUGAGAAAGUUCGUGCCGUUGUGUUUGAGAACGCUCCAAAGAAUCUCAAGUAUAUUGCUCCUAAAAUUCAAAAAGAGCUUGUCAAUUCUUGUGCCGCUGAAACCAUUGAUGCAAUUAUUAGUGAUAUGGACGAUGCAUUCUUUUCUAUAUUGGUAGAUGAAUCACGUGAUGUUUCAAUAAGAGAGCAAAUGGCGGUGGUGUUGCGUUAUGUGAACAAAAAAGGGCAAGUAAUUGAAAGGUUUGUAGGUAUCCAAUAUGUCUCUGAUACGACUAGUAGCGAAUUGAAAGAAGCAAUUGAGCAGUUGAUUUCUUCAACAAAUUUGAGUAUGUCCAGGCUACGAGGACAGGGGUAUGAUGGUGCUAGUAAUAUGAGAGGUGAGCUCAAUGGUCUUAAAACACAGAUUUUGAGAGAAUAUCCUCAAGCAUAUUAUGUCCAUUGUUUUGCACAUCAACUACAACUAGCUCUUGUAGCCGUGGCAAAGGGAAAUGAAAACAUUGCUACUUUCUUCACAACGGCUAGUAGUGUCGUUAAUAUUAUUGGAGCAUCGUGUAAGCGUCGUGAUGCACUUAGAGAGCAACAACAAAAAGAUAUUAUGAAAGCUCUUGAAAUUGAUGAUCUUGAAACGGGGCAAGGGUUAAAUCAAGAGACUACUCUCAAACGUCUUUGUGAUACAAGUUGGAACUCACAUUAUGAUACUUUACUUAGUAUUAAUACUAUGUUUCAACCCCAUGAUGAAGGUGCUUGA